ACUGAGCGCCGCGGCGGCGGCGGCGGCGGCGGCAGCAGCAGCAGCAGAGCAGGAGGGAACCGGACCGGAAGGGUCGCAGCGCCCCGCGCCCCUCACACCCACUGCGGCGGCGACGGGGCGGAGCAGAGCGGGGCGGGGCGGCCGGGUCCGGGCCGCGGAGCUGAGAACCGCCAGAACGCAUCGCCGCCAGUGCGCCCUCCCUCUGCCUCCGGCGCGGCGGCGCGGAGCCGAGGGGUCUGACGAAGGUGCAAGCUCUUGGGAGUGCUGUAUGAUACUGCAUCAUGAGUGACAGUAAAGGCGAUGGUCAGUUUUACAGUGUGCAAGUGGCGGACUCAACUUUCACUGUUCUAAAACGUUACCAGCAACUGAAACCAAUCGGGUCUGGAGCCCAAGGAAUUGUCUGUGCUGCUUUUGAUACAGUUCUUGGGAUAAAUGUUGCUGUCAAGAAGUUAAGCCGUCCUUUUCAAAACCAAACGCACGCAAAGAGAGCCUAUCGUGAACUUGUCCUCUUAAAGUGUGUCAACCAUAAAAAUAUAAUUAGCUUGUUAAAUGUGUUCACACCACAAAAAACUCUAGAAGAAUUUCAAGAUGUGUACUUGGUCAUGGAAUUAAUGGAUGCUAACUUAUGUCAGGUUAUUCAUAUGGAGCUGGACCAUGAAAGAAUGUCAUACCUUCUCUACCAGAUGCUCUGUGGCAUUAAGCAUCUGCAUUCAGCUGGCAUAAUUCACAGAGAUUUGAAGCCUAGCAACAUUGUAGUAAAAUCAGACUGUACCCUCAAGAUUCUUGACUUUGGCCUGGCACGGACCGCCUGUACCAACUUUAUGAUGACCCCCUAUGUGGUGACUCGCUACUACCGGGCCCCAGAAGUCAUCCUGGGCAUGGGCUACAAAGAGAAUGUUGAUAUCUGGUCAGUGGGUUGCAUCAUGGGAGAGCUGGUGAAAGGUUGUGUGAUAUUCCAAGGCACUGACCAUAUUGAUCAAUGGAAUAAAGUUAUUGAACAGCUAGGAACACCGUCCGCAGAGUUCAUGAAGAAACUUCAGCCAACUGUGAGGAAUUAUGUGGAAAACAGACCAAAGUACCCUGGAAUCAAAUUUGAAGAGCUCUUUCCAGAUUGGAUAUUUCCAUCAGAAUCUGAGCGAGACAAAAUUAAAACAAGUCAAGCUAGAGAUCUGUUAUCGAAAAUGUUAGUGAUUGAUCCAGACAAGCGGAUCUCUGUGGACGAAGCCUUGCGUCACCCGUAUAUCACUGUUUGGUAUGACCCCGCUGAAGCAGAAGCGCCACCACCUCAAAUUUAUGAUGCCCAGUUGGAAGAAAGAGAGCAUGCAAUUGAAGAGUGGAAAGAACUAAUUUACAAAGAAGUGAUGGACUGGGAAGAAAGAAGCAAGAAUGGAGUAAAGGACCAGCCUUCAGCACAGAUGCAGCAGUAAGUAGCAAGGCCACUCCUUCUCAGUCGUCAUCCAUCAACGACAUCUCAUCCAUGUCCACUGAGCACACCCUGGCCUCAGACACAGACAGCAGUCUCGAUGCCUCAACAGGACCCCUUGAAGGCUGCCGAUGAUACGUCGGAGACGGCACCCUUGUCUGUGAAGGAGCUCUCACUCUCAUGGCCCCGAAGCACAUGGGAGUUGAUGGAACCAAAUCGAAAAACUCCAUGUUCUGCAUGUAAGAAAUGCGAUGCCUUGCCCCUGCUCAGUUCCAGUAGGAUUGCCUGCUUAGACUCUAAAAUGAGGCAGACUAUGUCUGAGGAGAAAGGGCAAACCACACUGUUAGAAACUUUGUUCAAGGUCAUUUCAGGUGAGCAAUUAGAAUAGCUGAGUUUCUUCUCCAAGUUGUGUGGUGUCCGUGGUGACAGCUCAUGUGUAACCGUGGGGACUCGUAUGCAUGUGACCACAAAUGCUUGCUUGAACUUCCCAUGUAGCACUUUGGAAAUCAGUAUUUAAAUGCCAAAUAAUCUUCCAGGUAGUUCUGCUUCUAGAAUAAUCCGUUAAUCCUCAUUAGUAAUUUGGUGUCUGUCCACAAAAAAAAAAAAAAAAAAAGAUUUAUGCGUAUUAAUUGGCCACCCUCAUAUUAUCAUAUCUUACCCACUUUUAUGGUAUGAUUUAUUCUAUCUUUUGUAUUUCAGAAGGAAUAUAAUUAAAUUUAUUUAAUAAAUAAAAAUACAGCUUUUCUUAAAUUUGUGAUGUUUUGGGCUGAGAACUACCGCUGCUAAAACCAAGUUCUUUAUAUAGACACUCUGUGUCCUUUAAACUGCCCAGUGUGGGAUACUUUACAUACAGCUUUCUGCAUGACAAGAGUUUCCAGUUGUAUUCUGUGCUGCUUAAGACAUACAUCACCUUGAGUCCUGCCCACACAUCUCCUUUUUCUUGGUCCUCCAAAAACCUGGAUUUAGAAACUCCCUUAGAAUUCACUUUCUUUAUCACAAAGCACGCCAACUCGAUAGAAUGCUGGGGCAGGGACUCCUGAGCCCACUGCCUGAUGUUGGCGUAGAGCUGACAGAGUGGCCUCCCCAGAAUGGCGCUUCCUUCCCUGAACUUGCCCAUCCCUUGCUCCCUUCUCUUUGUUCAAGGUGAAAGGUGAUUGGGUUCAUGCCUUUCCUUCCGCAGCAUUACCUCCUAUCUUAUCUUUCUCACUGGCAGAAGCCACGUCCAACCAGAGCACAUGAUCUCGUAGGAGGCCGGGCUCACUAUGUCUGUUUGCUGCUGUCAUUUUCCAUUUAGUGGAGGCAUUUCCUUUUCCUAAGGGAAAUUCACGAAUGUUCUGGAAACAUUCUUCAGAAGAAUACAGAAGAAAUAUUCUAGAGAGUAGCGAUUCGUUCUUGAAUAUUUUCUGAUUUAAAACUGCUCACCUGAAAUUGAUGCUUUCAGACCCUGAUCUGUAAAUUACUCAAGAUUUAGUAAGAUGCUGAGUUCCCUGUGUUGUUGCAGAAAUGGAGUUGGGAUGGUCUUACCUUGGCUACUUGCGCUCAGAGUAUUUUCUCCCUUGAGCUUAUUUUGUUAACAAUUCAUAUCUUGUGUUCAGUUACUUUGGGAGCUAUGGAGUGUGUUCUAGGAGGAUAUUUGGUAAGAACUUUUUAUGAAAAGUACCAUCGGAUACAUGAUUCUGUCUGCACCAGUCAUAUCCUGAUGGUUGGUCUGAUCACUGGAACCUUUAAUGAACAAGAUUAAUCUUGAAAUAAGGAUUAGCUUUAUAUCAUGUAUGACACUUUCAGGUACACAGUGGGAAUGCUAGUGCAGGUGGAGGCAGAGAUGCUUGUUUAUGGUUCCAGGUUAGCGGGCCCUGGAAGCCUGAAGUCACAGGCCUGAACAUUCCCACUGUGCAUCUUGUCAGCAUCGUACAGUGGUCUUCCCUCUGAUGCCUAUUCGUUUAAAUGACUUCACUGACACUACCCUUAAGAGGGAAGUACAGAAAGGGAGCUUUUAAGCUGCAUUGUUUGCCCUGCACUGUAGGGGGAGUGUGCUAUGAUGGAGGCUUACCCCAGUCCCACUGACAGGAGACACCAGUGAGUGGAGCCCUGCUGCCCUAAAGAGUGGCUUCUCUCGCCCCUUAUCUGCAUAUCCAGCGAGCCUGUUGUGGAUGGAGCCUGUGCUGGUGUGGACAGGGUCUUCUGCCAAGACCCUCGUCCAUCAGGCAAGUGCACCUGUGACAGCCACAGAGCUCCACAGAAAUACCUCACCCCAGUUUCAGGGUCCUCCCUCCUGAGCCUAGAUUUGCCAGGGUCCUGGGACAACGCAAAUGGUUUCGAACUGACCUCUGUAGGCAAAUGCCGAUGUUGGAUGAAGAACUGAAAAAUGUGCUCAACUUUUUCAUCUUUUCUAUUUUAUUUUUGUAAUUUAUAUUGUACACACCCUGGAAGACACUAUUUUGGACAUGUAUUUUUAUAAACCAGGUAAUUGAUGAUUAUCUGGAAUUUGCACUGUUAGUUUUUGUUGUUGUUGUUGGCUUAGUUUUCAGCCAAAAGUAGAAUGACUACCCCUUCCAGGUCUGGGUUUCCAUUUCAAGCGCAGGUCUGGAGGACAGACGUGUCCAGCCAGGGUAGGAGAGCAGCCUCAGAAUAUAGGCUGCAUAGUGCCUCAAGCACUGGGCCUGCAGUCAGAACCAGGCUGGGCUCUUAUCUUUAGAAUACAAAGACCAGAGCCCUGGUGUUGGAAGGAGAAAGCCCUCCAAAGGGCCUUGCUGACCGCUGGGCCUGCAUCUAAAGCAAGAACGCAACACUGGUUUCAUCUGGGCUGAGUGGUGCGUGAGUCAUGGUAACGGUAUAUGAGUUUGUCUGCUUAGUUCUGAUGUGACUCCUCUGGUUCUCAUGCUGGUAAUAUGUACAGGCGCAACCUUUCAGAUUGUCUAUCUCAAAAGUAACAUUGCUUAUGUUUUAUAAUAAAAUAUAUUGUGUGUGUUUUGAUUGGUGGAAAAUAAUACAAACUACAUUUUAAAAGAGAAAUGUACAGCAUGUCCAAUUCCUGUGUGUUUUAAAGUGACAAUUGACUGACUGUAUCUUUCCACAUCACCAUUUUGAUUACAAACUUAACACGAAUA
Molecule: messenger RNA, 4530 nt
Organism: Meriones unguiculatus (Mongolian gerbil)
Lineage: Eukaryota; Metazoa; Chordata; Mammalia; Rodentia; Muridae
Gene: Mapk9
Product: mitogen-activated protein kinase 9
Exons: 12
Coding region: 282-1427 (381 amino acids)
Biological process (GO): protein phosphorylation; JNK cascade
Cellular component (GO): nucleus; cytoplasm
Molecular function (GO): ATP binding; JUN kinase activity
Source: RefSeq, a predicted model, not a curated record